Messenger RNA from Cajanus cajan (pigeon pea), 5230 nucleotides. NCBI's taxonomy places the organism in Eukaryota, Viridiplantae, Streptophyta, Magnoliopsida, Fabales, Fabaceae. The record is from RefSeq and is a predicted model, not a curated record.
AAAAAUAAAAUCGGAAGGCCCCAACAACAACAACAGCCAGGAGGAUCUUCUUGUAAGGAAGUGGCACACACAACACAACACAACCCAUGAUUUCCAAUUCUACGCCUCAAACAUUGUAUCCCUGCCAUGCCCUUAAUACGCUACCUUUAGAGAGAAAUGCCUUUGAAGUUUCAGCUCACAAAUGAAAUAUACGAGUUUGAGUGAGAGGAACCAGAAUCUACAUUCAUUAACCUCUAAUCUACCUGAUUCAAUGAGGCUUUUGUUCAUCUCAUUCUCAGCAUUCUUUUAAUAAAUGUAACUGAUACUUUUGUGAGAAUGGGACACCUAAAGAUGCAACUGCAAACUGGUCUAAAUGGAACAGAGGAUCAAUAUGAGCACUGUGGAGCUGGAAAUCUGAACAAAACUACUAUAGCAUGCAUGAUAAAUGCAGAAAUUGGAGCUGUUUUGGCUGUCAUGCGAAGAAAUGUUAGAUGGGGAGUUCAUUACAUGUCAGAUGAUGACCAAUCAGAGCACUUUCUCGUUCAGUCUUUAAAGGCACUAAGGAGGCAAAUUUUCUCAUGGCAGAAUGAAUGGAAUGCCAUUAACCCUGCCUUGUACCUCCAGCCUUUUUUGGAUGUGAUACAAUCAGAUGAAACUGGUGCACCUAUAACUGGUGUUGCUCUGUCAUCUGUUUACAAGAUCUUAACUCUGGACGUGAUUGAUCAAAACACUGUUAAUGUUGGGGAUGCCAUGCACUUGGUGGUUGAUGCUAUCACAAGUUGCAGAUUUGAGGUGACUGAUUCUGGAUCAGAAGAAGUGGUAUUAAUGAAGAUUUUACAAGUUCUUUUAGCAUGUGUGAAAGGUAAAGCAUCUGUGAUGCUAAGUAACCAACAUAUUUGCACCAUAGUAAACACUUGUUUCCGUAUAGUUCAUCAAGCAGGAACCAAAGGUGAACUGUUGCAACGAAUAGCAAGGUAUACAAUGCAUGAACUGGUUAGGUGUAUAUUUUCUCACCUUCAGAAUAUUGACAACAGAGAGUGUGCAUUCGUAAAUGGGAGUGCUACCUUAAAACAAGAGACCAAUGGAGUAAAUAAUGAGCAUGCUUUGGCAAGUGGACAAUUGGAAAAUGGGAGGUUGAAUUCUACAUAUGAGGCUCAACCAUUAUCUACAGGCAUCGCUUUCAGUACUGCAACUGUUGUGACAGAAGCUGUAAUGGAUGAAAACGCAUCUAUUGUUACCAGUGUUAAUGGGAUUGAUCCACACGAAUUACAGGUCAUGAUUGAACCGUAUGGGGUUCCCUGUAUGGUGGAAAUAUUUCACUUCUUGUGUUCUUUGCUGAAUGUUGCUGAACAUAUGGGAGUGAAUCCUAGAUCAAACACAAUAACAUUUGAUGAAGAUGUGCCUCUUUUUGCGUUAACUUUGAUUAAUUCAGCCAUCGAGUUGGGAGGAGCUUCUUUUCGCCGUCACCCAAGAUUAUUGAGUUUAAUUCAGGAUGAAUUAUUCCGCAAUCUUAUGCAAUUUGGUUUAUCAAUGAGCCCUCUUGUACUUUCAAUGGUGUGUAGCAUUGUUCUGAAUCUCUAUCACCAUCUUCGUAUGGAGCUCAAAUUACAGCUAGAAGCAUUUUUUUCUUGUGUAGUUUUGAGGCUUGCACAAAGCAAAUAUGGGGCUUCAUAUCAACAACAGGAGGUUGUGAUGGAAGCCCUUGUUGAUUUUUGCAGGCAAAAAACAUUCAUGGUGGAGAUGUAUGCUAACUUUGACUGUGACAUAAGUUGCAGUAAUGUCUUUGAAGAUAUUGCUAAUUUGUUGUCCAAAAGUGCAUUUCCUGUGAACAAUCCAUUAUCUUCCAUACACAUUCUUGCUUUGGAUGGUCUUAUUGCUGUAAUGCAGGGAAUGGCUGAAAGGAUAGGUAGUGGAUCUUUAGGUUCAGAACAAUCUCCUGUGAAUUUUGAGGAGUAUUCUCCAUUCUGGAUGGAAAAGUGUGACAAUUUUGGUGACCCAAAUGAUUGGGUUCCUUUUGUCCGCCGAAGAAAGUACAUAAAGAGAAGAUUAAUGAUUGGAGCUGAUCACUUCAAUCGAGAUGAUAAGAAAGGUCUUGAGUUUCUCCAAGGAACACAUCUUUUGCCUAACAAACUUGACCCCCAGAGUGUUGCUUGCUUUCUAAGAUACACCGCUGGGUUGGAUAAAAAUCUCAUUGGUGAUUUCCUUGGAAAUCAUGAUGAAUUCUGUGUUCAGGUUCUCCAUGAAUUUUCUAGGACAUUUGAUUUUGAAGAUAUGACCUUAGAUAUGGCCCUUCGUGUAUUUUUGGAGAGUUUUAGGUUACCUGGAGAAUCACAGAAGAUACAUAGGGUGCUUGAAGCUUUCUCUGAGAGAUAUUAUGAACAAUCACCGCAUAUCCUAGCUAACAUGGAUGCUGCUCUUGUGUUAUCAUACUCAAUUAUAUUGCUUAAUACAGAUCAUCAUAAUGUGCAGGUCAAAAAGAAGAUGACAGAAGAGGAUUUUAUCAGGAAUAAUAGGCAUAUAAAUGCUGGCAAUGAUCUGCCUCGAGAAUUCCUGUCAGAGAUUUACCAUUCAAUUUGUAAGAAUGAAAUCCGUACCACUCCUGAGCCAGGCUUUGGAUUUCCAGAAAUGACCCCAAGUCGGUGGAUUUCUCUGAUGCACAAGUCAAAACAAACUGCUCCAUUCAUUGUAUCUGAUUCCAGGGCAUACUUGGAUUAUGAUGUGUUUGUUACAUUGUCAGGCUCAACAAUUGCUGCCAUUUCUGUGGUUUUUGAUAAUGCUGAAAAUGAAGAGGUAUACCAAGCAUGUAUGGAUGGAUUCUUGGUUGUUGCAAAGAUAUCCGCCUACUAUCAUCUUGAAAAUGUACUUGAUGAUCUAGUUGUGUGCCUCUGUAAGUUCAUUACCAUUUUGGAUCCAUUAUCAGUUGAGGAAUCUGUCCUGGCCUUUGGAGAUGAUACAAAAGCAAGAAUGGCAACUGAAACAGUUUUCACUAUUGCAAAUAGAUAUGGUGAUUACAUCCGCACAGGGUGGAGGAAUAUUCUUGAUUGCAUCUUAAUAUUUCACAAGUUAUGCCUCCUUCCUCCGCAGUUGGCCAGUGAUGCAGCUGACGAGUCACAGGUAACUACAGAAACAGGAGAUGGGAAGCCUAAUUCAAAUUUGUUACCAUCAACACAUCUUCGAUAUACGACUCCAAAGAGACCCUCAGGAUUGAUGGGCAGGUUUAGUCAACUUUUAUCUCUUGGCGUUGAAGAGACACGAUCAGUGCCAACUGAAGAACAAUUGGUUGCUCAUCAGCAAGCUGCACAAACAAUUCAUAAAUGUCACAUUGACAGCAUAUUGGGUGAGAGUAAAUUUUUGCAAGCUGAAUCUCUAUUGCAUCUUGCAAGAGCACUCAUUAAUGCUGGAGCUCAACCUCUGAAAGGGAAUAGAAUAUCUGAGGAUGAAGACACUUCAGUUUUCUGCCUGGAGUUGCUAAUAGCAAUCACUCUGAAUAACAGGGAUAGAGUUGGACUACUUUGGACGGGUGUUUAUGAGCACAUAUCCAAUAUUGUUCAGUCAACUGUGAUGGCUUGUGCACUGGUAGAAAGGGCUAUUUUUGGACUGCUUAGAAUUUGCCAUCGCUUACUUCCCUACAAAGAGAACAUUACUGAUGAACUUUUGAGGUCCCUGCAACUUGUCUUGAAGCUUGACGCACGGGUUGCAGAUGCAUACUAUGAGCAGAUUACGCAGGAGGUCACUCGCCUUGUGAAGGCGAAUGCUUCUCAUAUUAGAUCUCAGUUUGGAUGGCGGACAAUUUCAUCACUGCUUUCCAUCACUGCUAGACACCUGGAAGCAUCUGAGGCUGGAUUUGAUGCGCUGAGGUUCAUUAUGUCUGAUGGAGCUCACUUGCUCCCUGCUAAUUACAUUCUCUGUGUAGAUGUUGCGAGACAGUUUGCUGAAUCUCGUCUAGGACUGGUAGAUCGGUCUAUAAUUGCACUAGAUCUUAUGGCAGGUUCUGUCAUUUGUUUAGAAAAGUGGUCCAAUAAUGCUAAACAAGCAGUCAAAGAAGAGGAAGUGGAAAAGGUGUUGCAGGAUAUUGGGGAAAUGUGGUUUAGGCUAGUGCAGGGACUGAGGAAAGUAUGUCUGGACCAGAGAGAGGAGGUUAGAAACCAUGCGUUGUUAUCUCUGCAGAAGUGCUUCACAGGAGCUGUUGGGACUCACCUCCCACGCGAUUUGUGGAUAACAUGUUUUGAUCAAGUGAUCUUCACCGUGCUAGAUGACCUGCUUGAAAUUGUGCAGUCACACUCUCAGAAGGACUACCGGCACAUAGAAGGAACGCUUAUUAUUGCCUUGAAGCUAUUGUUUAAUGUUUUCCUCCAGUUACUCCUAGAAUUAUCGCAAUUGGAAGCCUUCUGCAAAUUAUGGGAGGGUGUGCUAAGCCGUACCGAAAAAAGUUUGCAGGUGAAGAUUUGGGGUAGGAGAAGUGAGAAGCUUCAGGAGCUUGCACCUGAGCUUCUGAAGAACACUUUGCUUGUAAUGAAAUCUGAGGGCAUACUAGUGCAGAACAGUGGCUCAGGAGAAAAUAGUUUGUGGGAGAUGACAUUUCUACAUAUGAAGAAUAUUGCACCCUCAUUGCAGUUUGAGGUGUUCCCUGAGCAAGAUUCGGAGCACUGGCACAAACCGAUUGAAACAGUUGGAAGUUUAGGACCUGAUGCAAACAUUUUUGUUCCUUCAAAUGAAAAAUGGGCCAAGAGGGUAAUGUUAUCAGUUAAAUCUACAUGCAGUGCCUAAGCUACCCGAAUUGGCUUUUCUAUGUGACCCUAUGAAUACCCUUCUCUUUUCUAUGUUGAGGUUGUGAAGGUGUUCUAGUUGAUUAUGCAGAAUAUCGCAUUGUUAUUAUGGUUGGAGCAGUUUGAUCAGGCUAAGCAUGAAGUGAAGUUGCUUGUUAUUUGGUAUUCUCUCUUUCUCAUAAUUGCCCCGGGGACUUGUUAGUUGUUACUUUAUACGGAUGAGACUUUUGGUUGGAGAUAUGCUAUACAACACAGAUACAAUCUCAAAUGAUAAAGCAUUAGUAUUAUCUUGCUAGGUUGUACAUGUAUUUACUCGGUAUGUUAAUGAUGUAAAAAACACAAUUUUUGAGAUGAUAAUCAUAAAUAUAUUAUAUACACAUAUUAAGACAGGUUACUUAAGCAGUGAGUGUUGUUAGAGUUUGGAUCCGUUUCUAAAGUGUGUAAAAUCGAUUUUGGUUUAAGCAAAAUAAUUUGCUGCUGUUCAA